AGAACCUUAAGAAACUAUAAAAACGACUGUUUCCAAAAAUACCUCGCCAGCUUAUCCCCCACAGCCGACUCCAACUACAAACUAUGGAAGGCCUCCAGGAAACUCACACGCCCCCCACAAAUAAUCCCACCUAUCCGCCGUCCGCAAGGUGGAUGGGCGCGAAGCCCUAUAGAAAAAGCCGACCUGUUUGCUAAACACUUGUCAAAAGUAUUCAAACCCCAUUCCCCCAAAGCUGCCGCGGACGUUACUGAAUACUUGCACACCCCCUUCCAAAUGUCCCCUCCUAUCGAACCCUUCACUUCUGCAGAGACUAUAGAAGCAAUCAGUCGCCUAAACCCCAAGAAAGCAGCAGGACACGACCUAAUAGGCAAUAAAGCAAUCAAGGAACUUCCCACAAAAGGGAUAGCACUCAUCACAUCGAUUUUUAAUGCUAUCCUUCGCCUGGAACACUAUCCUAAGGCCUGGAAAAUCUCAUUGAUUACCCUCAUCCCUAAACCCGGUAAACCGAUAUACGAAACCUGCUCCUAUCGCCCAAUCAGUCUUUUACCUACCCUGUCCAAACUAUUCGAGAAGAUGCUCACGAACCGACUCCUUCCAAUCCUAGAGAACUUGAAAACACUCCCAGAUCACCAAUUUGGCUUCCGAAAACAUCAUUCUACAGUAGAGCAAAUCCACCGCUUAACUCAUACGAUCAGCCAAACACUCGAAAAGAAAAAAUAUUACUCAGCGGUCUUCCUAGACAUCCAACAGGCAUUCGAUAAAGUAUGGCAUGAAGGGCUACUAUACAAACUUAAAAAGAUCCUACCCCACCCCUACUACUCCAUCCUAAAAUCUUACCUAACCAAUAGACAAUUCAUGGUUAAAUGCCUAGACGCCACUUCCGCAACAUUCCCAAUAGAAGCCGGCAUACCCCAAGGUAGUGUCCUCGGACCCCUACUGUACUCCAUCUACACUGCCGACCUACCUAUAUCAAACGAUAUAACAAUAGCGAUAUUUGCAGACGACACAGCGCUAUUAGCUACCCACGCAGACCCGGUAAUAGCCUCAUCCACUCUCCAGCGAAAUCUCGACUCCAUGGAAAAGUGGUUUCACAAAUGGGGCUUCAAAGUCAACGAAAAGAAAUCCUCACAUGUAACCUUCACGCUCCGAAAACAAACCUGCCCCCAGGUCACCAUCAACAAUGCAACAGUUCCUAGCAGGGACACAGUCCGAUACCUGGGCAUGACCCUGGACAGGAGACUAACGUGGAAGACACACAUCUCAGAUAAAAGGAAGCAACUAAAGGACAAACUAAAAAAAACUCUAUUGGCUCACGGGCCGACGCUCCAAACUAAAUUUACAGAAUAAAAUUACCCUCUACAAGACCGUAAUAAAACCUGUCUGGACCUACGGAAUCCAACUAUGGGGAACAGCAAGUAACUCCAACAUCGAAAUACUGCAACGAUUCCAAUCGAAAACGCUAAGAUCCUUAAUAGACGCACCUUGGUAUGUUACCAACGAAACCAUCCAUCGCGACCUCAAGAUACCCACAGUCAAAGAGGAAAUAGCAAAAUAUAGCGACAGAUAUAGCAAAAGAAUCAACAAACACCGAAACGACGUUCUUUUUACACGGUAAAUUGUAACAAUUUCCACGUUAGAUCGCGAAUACUAUGUUAAGAACAUGUUUCUACGUACUUGCAGCAUUUUUUACGAUCGCUCUUUGAUGUUGGCAAGUUAGAAGUAAUAUAUCGACAAACACACGCAGUGCAUGGAUAGAGAAAAUGAAAUGCAUCUCGAUUUCUAAGCUCAGCAUCGAUUUAUCUUCGUUAAUCUGAUCUCUUAUUGAAAAUUCUUAUCGACAGGAUCAAAAAAGCUAGACAAGACGCAGCACAAGGAAAUGAAAACUAAGAAAAAUCGAAGAACCGUGGGACGUAGCGCGAGGGAAUGAGAGAUAAGGAGAGCAAAGGAUUACACACGGCUGAAAGAAUGGAGCGAUUCCGAGGCAACGAUUGAAAAAAGUGGGGGCACCAACGUGCAUUCGGAGUGUUGGCCAGCAUUCACGUAUUGCAUCGUACGUAGAACGACUAAUUGCGUUGCACCUGUACGAACGAGGCGCGCAAGCAAAUUUAACUUUGUCAUUUUCCAAACAAUUGAAAUUUCGCCACAGAUCUUUCUUCCACUCUGUCUCGUCCACGUGGCUAAUUUUCUUUUCGUUAUCUGUUGCCUGUCGCACGCGAUCGGUAGUUUUUAAAUCACAGAAACCAGAAGCUGUUCACAUGAGCCGAGGAUCUAUUUCCAGUUGGCAGGACUAUGGACGCAGAAGUUCUCAAUGCAUGCCACAGUUCAGCGGCGGCCCGGUGCAAUUUAUGACUUACGAUGACAUGGAAUAUAAAAGAGGCGAUGGUUGGUUCUUAUCGUAUACAAAGAUAGCAGGAAUCAUCGUGGUCUUUAUUAUCGGUGUCGUAGCCGCAGGAUUUCUCGGAUGGUAUAUCAAUUCCUUACCAAAGAAAAGGCCAUACGAGAUUCUAGACUUGCAGAACGAUGGCAUCGAGGAUACAGACGAUGUUGACGAAAGUAUUUCACCUUUCAUUCGUCCCUUGAAGUAUCGCCUCGAAUUAACGCCGAUUAUCGACAUGAACGGCCCAUCGAGAUUGAUAGGCCACGUGUACAUCGAUUUUCAAGUAAACGACACGAUAAGUUUAAAUAAACUUUCGCUAAAUGUGAAGAACAUUACGGUGACUAGUUAUAAACUGUCUUUGCUGGAUCUGGAGGAAAACAAGAAGCCGUUAAGGAAAAGACGAAGAAGGGGAACCACCGACGUAAUUAAUAACGUUAAUCAAGGGAACGAUACAACUUCUGAAAAUGACGUUGUGAUAAGCCUGAGCGAAAACGAGACACUGGUAUACGACGAAAAUGUUACAAACUCAUCGGAGAACAGGUCCUCCGACGAAGAAGCCAACGUUACAUUGUCAAAUUACGCUUUGGUUUCUGACACUAGCAAAAUUGACGACUCAAACGUAGAUGAAAUUAUACAGUUCGAAUCUGUGCCACCUGCUGUAUCUCCCGGAAACGCAUCUUCGCAAAUACAGAUCACACAGUACGAUAUAGACGCGGAUAAGGAAGUUCACACAAUUUAUUUAGGAAGUCGAAUACAGCAAGGAAUUUAUCUGUUGGAAAUCGAAUAUGACCUGUUAAUCGAUGAACAUAUAUUUUUCAUUGGAAGUUACAAUUCAUCUGACGAAGGAAAAUGGCUAAUGGGAACGAAAUUGAAGGAAUCCGGUGCUCGAUGUCUGUUUCCGGUUUUCGACGAUACGGUGAAUAAGUCGGUUAUUUCCGUAUCCGUGGCACGUCCCAAAGAAAUGACAGUGCUCUCAAACAUGCCCCUCAGGAGUUUAAGGGAUACCUCGGACAAUUCGAUGGUGGUCGACACUUUCGACGAUUCUCUGCCUAUUUCUCCGCACAAUUUGGCUUUCGUAAUGGGCCAUAUCGAAGCCAUGAACACGACGUUCGUAGGCGACACCGAAGUAGUUGCAACGUUCUGGUGUGAAUCGAACAGAAGCUCAGAGGAGAUUUACCUGUUCGACAAACUCGACUCAGUUGUCGUUAACUUGAUCGACGUGUUUUUGACGUCCUACCCCUAUCCUAAAUUGGAUGUAGUAAGCCUGCCUCCAGGGAUCGACGAGAACAUGGGAAAUCCUGGAUUAAUUGCGCUGAAGCAGUCGUUGUUCUACACCAGCAAGAAAUCGCCACAUGUCACGAAAGCCGACGCUCUGAAGGUCCUGAUCAACCUAGUGGGACAGCAAUGGCUCGAUGAAUUUACGAAUGUGAAUCGAACGGACGCGUGGAUCUUCGAGAGUCUGCUAGUUUACAUCCAACACGUGAUCGUUCAACAGAUAGACUCGUCAUUGGACUUGAGCGACUCUUUCAUCGCCGAUGUCCAGCUGCACGUGAUGGAGAUCGAUGGCUAUAGCGUUUCAAGACCUUUCCAUGAAAAUGCCAAUUAUCAUCUGUGGCAAUCUCUUAACUACGAGCACGCGAAAGGUGCAUGUCUGAUACGCAUGUUGCAUGGCGCGAUAGGCGAUACCGACUUUAGGAACGGCUACAAGAAACUGAUAACCAGGUGGAAGCAUAACAACACGGAUAUAACCGAUUUCAUGAAUAUUCUGGCGGAAGAAGCAAUGGAACUUCCGUCCGGAGUUUCGUUGCAAGACACGAUGAAUUCUUGGAUUUCUCAAGGUGGAUAUCCAUUUAUAACCGUCGUAAGAAAUUACGAAGAGGAAUCCGCCACUAUUUAUCAGGAACAAUUUGCGCUCGAUCGUCCAUUCGAAAGUAUCUCCAAAUUUUGGCACAUCUCACUGAGUUACGCCAACAAUAAUAGUAAUUGGUCGUCACCUGCUACGAUCUGGUUCCCACCUGAACCUAAAAUUACGCUGGAUGGCAUUGGUUCCAAUGAAUCUUGGGUUCUUUUCAACGUAAAUAAGACUGGUUUCUAUCGCGUGCACUACGACGAAACGAAUUGGAUGCUGUUAAAAUUGGCACUCACGGAGAAUCACGAGCUGUUUCCGCCAGAAACCAGAGCAUCGCUCGUAGACGACGUUUUUAGUUUGGCUGAAAUAGGCUUGAUGAAAUAUGACACCGCCUUUGAAUUCAUUAAAUAUAUGCAAAUGAAGGAAAGACAUUACCUUCCUUGGGGUGCAUUUACGCGACACAUGUUCAAAUUAAACAGGCUUCUGUACGAGACUCCGGUCUUUACUGAUUUCCAGGAAUUCAUAGCAAGAUUCGUAUCGCCGUUGUACAGCGAAGUAGGGUCGAAGUUGGAAGAAGGAUCAGCACUGACAAUGACUGCUGUAAAACUUGCAUGCGCCUUCGACCAUUCGCAGUGUCUAGACUGGUCGAGAAACGUUUCCGAGGUAGUCAAUAGUAUACACGAAAUAGUUCCUUCCUACAUUCGUGACACGUUUUAUUGCACUAUCGCGCGUUAUGGUACACGAAGGGAAUGGAAUUACUUUAUGGAACGGAUAAAAUCGACCGAAGAUGAGGAGGAAAAGAAGCGUUUGUUAUCGUCAUUCGCUUGCUUCCAAACUCCUUGGAUUUUACAAUUUAUUCUCAAUGAUAUACUUCACGAGGAACGAUUCGAGGAGGACGAAAUGUCGGUAAUUUUGAAUGCAUUUUCACAAAACCCAGCCGCGGCUCAAGUCGCAUUUCGGUUCGUUCGAGCAAAUUGGCAAGAAAUUGCGCAAAGGUUUCUAGGAUCUUAUAAGGUAUUGAAAUCUUUCGUGCUGUCCAUGAUGAAUGGCUUAACGACUGAACAGGAUUUACAAGACCUUCAAAUGUUCAGGGAAAACAAUUACGAUAGCAUGAAAGGAACAAGAUAUGCGGCAGCGCUUGUCGAAGCAAAUGGAAAUUUCGAAACAACAUGGUUGAAGCAUUCUUUACCUCAAAUUGAAUCUAUGUUAAAAGAAGAAACACAGAGAUUUGCAAGUCCGUGAAAAUAGCUGAUAAAAGCGAGGGGAUAAACACUUUCAAGAGUUGUAUUUCGUGAAGCUGGACAAAUAGCUUUUCGAAGGGUCACACGUACUUUUUACGAAUUCCGGCGAUUUACUUAAAAUAUUCGAGUUCUAAGCUUUUUUAUUUCGCUUCAUUUUUUAUUCUCCUGAAAAUGCAAACUUGAAUUUUAAAAUUGAAAUUGUGACAAAUCUUAAAUUAAUUUUUUCAUUUGACAUAUAGAGAUGUAUUAACAUAUUCUCUCAUUUAUAAUUUAUUAAUGUAACAUAUAAAUCAUUUCGAAUAAAUAGUAUUGUAACUUUUUAAAAUAUUG
Bombus huntii is the source of this 5797-nucleotide messenger RNA. RefSeq names its product thyrotropin-releasing hormone-degrading ectoenzyme-like. NCBI's taxonomy places the organism in Eukaryota, Metazoa, Arthropoda, Insecta, Hymenoptera, Apidae. Gene Ontology annotation, cellular component: cytoplasm. The transcript has 17 exons. Gene Ontology annotation, biological process: proteolysis; peptide catabolic process. The record is from RefSeq and is a predicted model, not a curated record. The coding region runs from base 2256 to 5468 and encodes 1070 amino acids. Gene Ontology annotation, molecular function: metalloaminopeptidase activity; zinc ion binding; peptide binding.